CCUCAGUACUACUGAAUACACCAAACCGAACACAAUGAGUCAGGUACCACGGAUACUUUGCUGUCUUCCCAUUUUGCUGCUGCUUUUGCGUACUGAUGAGGCAAAUGGCAAGGGUAUAUGCCUGUAUGUCAGUGAGAAAACAGCUACUUGGUUUCAUGCCCUGGCCAUCUGCAAAAAGCUCCACAUGUGCUUGGCCAAUCUGGACACCGAAAUUACCCUGAUCCAGAUGAAAAGUAAAAUUGGGCCCGACGAACAUGAGUACUGGUUUGGACUAAAUGCAUAUGAGAAGCCCAACUUCAGAUACGUUUCAAACAACAAGUCCAUUGAGUACGCCCCACACAAUUCGAAGCUAGUGAACAAUGAAGGAUGCGUUUUUGUUAAAGAACAGUACGACUUUUUCAAAUUUGAGUCAGCAAACUGUGACGAUCGCAGAAGAUUUAUCUGCACUAAAACUGAAGAAUGCGACGGAGUUACCUUUAAACAUGAACAGUCCAAGUGUGUUAUAACCGAAGAGCAAAGAGAUAUUGUGGCCUACUAACUUAUAGUUUACUGCAGGCAAAUAAAUAAAUUGUGUUUGCACAGAGAGCUUACAUUAUUUUAAUAA
This is a messenger RNA of Drosophila erecta, 604 nucleotides long. RefSeq lists its product as uncharacterized. Lineage: Eukaryota; Metazoa; Arthropoda; Insecta; Diptera; Drosophilidae. Bases 35 to 538 code for a protein of 167 amino acids. The record is from RefSeq and is a predicted model, not a curated record. The transcript is spliced from 2 exons.